Messenger RNA from Aspergillus wentii DTO 134E9, 1717 nucleotides. RefSeq lists its product as uncharacterized. The transcript has a single exon. Lineage: Eukaryota; Fungi; Ascomycota; Eurotiomycetes; Eurotiales; Aspergillaceae. The coding region runs from base 364 to 1605 and encodes 413 amino acids. The record is from RefSeq and is a predicted model, not a curated record.
UAGCGAGCGGCGCUAAAAGCGUGAGACUUCCUUGAGGGGGGUUGGCAUGAGUUCUUCCUCGACGGUCGGAAAGCGGGGAUUUCGUCAUCCACUGUGUUGCUGCUCGAUCGACAGCUUGUGUUUUACUUUUGCUAUAUCAUUCUGCUUUUACUACUGAUUAAUUGACUGGAGAUACCGGUAUUUGACUCUGGGAUACUGCUCUGUCUCUGGCGCUCAGGCAAUCCAUCCUCGCUAAACCUUGCUGUUCACCGCCCAACGAACGAACGCCCUGUGUCCAUCACCAAGUCAUUGCUGCCUCGUAUCACCCUGGAUCGAUCAAUGGGUCACUGCCCUUGUUACUGAACCAUCGAUACAUUAUCCAUCAUGAAGGGAACGUCGAUCUUCAAUUUUAGACCUUGGUCCAAGAUCAAUCCUCCUCUUCCGCGAACUCCCCGUGAGUCUCAGCAGCUCCUAAGCGCCCUUACAUCUUCCUUUCGCCGUCAGCUCGAUCACGAGUAUCCCCCAUCCCAUACAUCUUCGCCUUCGUCUUCACGUCCUGGCAGAAAUGGGGAUCGACCAAUGGUUGCAAAUACCAAUUCCUCGGCGCAUGCGACCGAUAGCCAUCUCAAAGCCAUCUUGGAGAAUCCUCUCUUCCGGGUGGUCCCCUCGAAGUCGGCCGUUGCUCGUGACCAGUCCGGUGCUGAGGGACAGAAUUUGAUGGAGGAACCAAUGUCUGUUUUUGAUGACCUGGUUGCCUCGGGCUCUGUGACGUCGACCAACCUUUGUGACUGUUUGAAAUCCCAGCUGCUCCUGGCCAGUACCCAGGCUGGCGAUCGUGUCAGUGAGGCUAUCAAGGACUCAAAGGCUGGUUCGAAGGUUGUCUCGUGGUGGUUUGCCUCGGAUUCCGAGGCGAGAAAAAUGCUGCUCAUGUCACGCGCAUCAACUGCCACUCUAUUGAAAUUUAUGGUUGCGGAGGGGCUACAGGAUACUGUCAUGGUCUGGCUAGAUAUGCUGCUCAAACAAGACAUUGGAGGAAACAAUGGUCAACUACCGAAACAAUUGGCGCAGCAGAUCUUUGGCAGUCUUUUGGUAGACCUGAUCAAUGCUGAGGCGCAGUACGGACGAGGGCUGGGCUCUGCGAUGGCAUAUUACAUUCAGACAUGCAAAACACACUUAUCAACACCGGAUCAAAUGGCUGACCAAUCUAAAAAGGCGAUGCUUCUUCACGGGGGUGCUCGCCUGGGCCGGCUGAUGAUGCAACAAGAGGGAACCAAGGAGGUGCCAGCAGCUCUAUAUGAACAAUUCAUGGGUUUGGUCACCACAUUCACACCCAAAUCAAUGUUAUCAGCAUCUGUGCCCAUCUACCACCCUACACGUCCUGACAUCGAACCUUUCCUCAAGUUUAUGGACUCCCUCCCACCGGGCCGGCCUGAGUCGUGGGCCAAGCCCAAACGAGAGGUUUUUACACGGGCCGCCUUUGAUGCCCUUCGGGUCUCAAUUGACCAGGAAGAGUUUGGAGAUGCUUCGUAUCUUGCAGGCUAUCUUCAACAAUUGCUACCAGGCAAAGACCACGCCUCUCCAGAAGAGGAGUUUUUGCUCAAUCGCUUAGACCUGACCCUGACGUGAUGAAUGUAAUUAUCUCGGGAUUUUUGUAUUAUUACUACAGACACGGAGUUCCUCAAGGAGAUGGCUCUGGCUGGAAGAUUGGGGCUUCAUCUAACGGCGUCAGGGGGUCCAG